AUGGCAUCAAACAUUAUACAAAUGCAAUCCAGCUGGGCUCCUCAACGACUAUCCUAGUCGUACAGAUAGUAACAGAAAAGAGUACACGAAGCUAAAAUGCAGUCAUUACUUUCAGGAACAUCAAACAAUUUCGUAUUCAAGCCAUACACAAACCUCUUUUCAAGCCAUCCAACAAGAAUCAAACCACAUGGACUCGCCUUCUCACUUAAAUCUCAACUCCAACCAAGCUCACAAACCCCGCAAAACAAACCCAUUUGGCCACUCAUUUUGAAGCCUAAAUUCGGUAGAAAAUCAGCAAACCAACUUCAUUGUGGCAUUUCAUCAAACGAUUUGAGUACCGGUUCUAAAAGGGGUUUGAGGGAGUGGAUUGAUGUGAUUAGUGACGCAAUAUCUACAGCAUUUCCGAUAUGGGUAUCUUUGGGUUGCCUAUUAGGUCUCCUAAGACCAACUGCUUAUAAUUGGGUCACUCCCAAAUGGGUCGGUAUUGGCCUUCCUCUUACAAUGCUUGGUAUGGGUAUGACACUUACACUUGAUGAUCUUAGCAACGCUUUUGCUAUGCCUAAAGAGGUGCUCUCUGGCUUUGUGCUCCAGUACUCGGUGAUGCCAAUAUCAGGGUUUCUAGUGAGCAAGCUAUUGAAUCUGCCAUCUUACUAUGCAGCUGGUCUCAUAUUGGUUGGUUGCUGCCCAGGCGGAACAGCAAGUAACAUUGUCACUUAUAUUGCCCGUGGAAAUGUGGCGCUUUCAGUAUUAAUGACUGCAGCGAGCACUUUUGCAUCUGUGGUGAUGACCCCAUUUCUGACAGCUAAACUGGCUGGGCAAUAUGUUGCAGUAGAUGCCACUGGACUCUUAGUGUCAACCAUGCAGGUCGUGCUGCUUCCUGUACUUGUUGGUGCAUUUCUAAAUCAGUAUUUCCAGAGCCUGGUUAAAAUUGUAUCUCCCUUGAUGCCACCCAUUGCUGUGGGAACUGUUGCUGUUCUGUGUGGAAACGCAAUUGCCCAGAGUUCUUCUGCAAUCCUUAUGUCUGGCCGACAAGUGGUGCUUGCUGCAUUUCUCCUUCAUGCGUGUGGUUUUUUCUUUGGAUAUUUGCUUUCAAGAAUGCUAGGGCUUGAUGUGGCAUCAUCACGGACCAUCUCGAUUGAGGUUGGCAUGCAGAACUCUGUGCUCGGUGUUGUUCUUGCUACAAAGCAUUUUGGUAACCCGCUUACAGCAGUGCCGUGUGCUGUUUCUAGUGUCUGCCACUCAAUCUUUGGUAGUGUCCUGGCCGGAAUUUGGAGACGCAGUGUGCCUGCCCAGAAUGAUGAUUGACAUGACAUCUAGAAACUCGAUAAGCAGUAGCUAGUGACGUGGGCCUUUCAUGGUUGAUUUGAGAAAUGUGGAAUGCCAUAUUUUUCAGUAACAUUAUGAUUACAAAUUUUGAGAUUUAUUCUGUGUUUGAACUGUGGACUUUGCACUACAGACUUGUAAUGUACCCCCAUCUUGUUAGUAUUUGGCAUUUGAAAUGUGUCUAGGUUUUGUAAUUUCAGAGUACAAUAUUGAGGACAACGGAAGUUUUUAUGAAUUGACCUUAUUGUGUGCA
Populus trichocarpa (black cottonwood) is the source of this 1576-nucleotide messenger RNA. RefSeq names its product probable sodium/metabolite cotransporter BASS1, chloroplastic. The transcript has 7 exons. Gene Ontology annotation, cellular component: membrane. The record is from RefSeq and is a predicted model, not a curated record. Lineage: Eukaryota; Viridiplantae; Streptophyta; Magnoliopsida; Malpighiales; Salicaceae. Bases 97 to 1305 code for a protein of 402 amino acids.